Molecule: messenger RNA, 2545 nt
Organism: Prionailurus viverrinus (fishing cat)
Lineage: Eukaryota; Metazoa; Chordata; Mammalia; Carnivora; Felidae
Gene: MORN4
Product: MORN repeat containing 4
Exons: 6
Coding region: 597-1151 (184 amino acids)
Source: RefSeq, a predicted model, not a curated record
GAUGGCGGCGUCAAGUGGGGCAGUCUCUGGUGGAGGUGGUGGAGAGGCAGGUGGCAGGGGCGAUCCCGGCGGAGCGGCGGUCCCGGCAGCUGGAUCCCCGCGUCGGGGCGUGACUGUCAUCCCGAAAGGCGGAGCUCAGGAUUCUGAAAGCCUAAGACUGCUUCCUUUAUAAUUAAGAGAACUUUGACAAGACGUUCAUACUCUGGGGAGACUUUGGAGGAACCAUGUAAAGGAAUGAAAUAUUUCAGCUUUGUGCCAUAAGCUGCGUUUUCAGCGUGCUGACCUCACUAGUUCUGGGAAGAGCUGAAGACGGCCUGUAGUUAUCAAAGCCUAUCUGGACUGGAAAGUUUUCCUCUGGCAGUUUCAGUGGGAAACUGCUUCUCUUCCUCUCAUUAAUGUUGUAUUUGCAGCACAGUCAUGCUGGCCUCUACCCCAGGCACACUGAUGCCGGGCUGACAACAAGAGGCUUGUGGACCUGAAAUUGGAUGCUGACCUUGUGGAACGUUGAUGGGACAGAGAUGGCACACCAGGAACCAGCGUCAUCUCUCAGAGAAGAUAGCCCCAGAGGUUUUGAGGGGCUUUAACACACGAAGAAAAUGGCCCCUGUCUCAGGAUAUCUUCUGCUGUGUGAGAGACCCUGGACAUGGAGCUCCCAAGUCGCCACAACAGCGAGAAAAUCCCUGGGGACGCUGUGGAAGGGGCUCCCAGACAUCACUGGAAGAGCUUCCGAAGCUGGCCUCAUUAAGGAGGUAGAAACAAAUGCGGCUCCAGGUUUGGGCCGCAGACAUGGUUUUGGUCAACUGAUGUUUGCAGAUGGCGGCACCUACCUGGGUCAUUUUGAGAAUGGGCUCUUCAAUGGCUUCGGGGUACUGACCUUCUCAGAUGGCUCAAGGUACGAGGGGGAGUUCGCCCAGGGCAAGUUUAACGGCGUUGGAGUCUUCAUUCGACAUGACAACAUGACAUUUGAAGGGGAAUUUAAAAAUGGCAGAGUGGAUGGUUUUGGCCUGCUGACUUUCCCCGAUGGUUCUCAUGGAAUACCUCGCAACGAAGGCCUGUUUGAGAAUAACAAGCUGCUGCGGCGUGAGAAGUGUUCCGCAGUCGUGCAGCGGGCCCAGAGCGCCUCCAAGUCCGCCAGAAAUCUCACUGCCUGACGGGGCGUCGUGUGCCAGCUGACAAGUACUGGGUAAAGCAAAGGCCCUGUUACUCACUCAAGGUGAACAGAUGUACUGGCUGUGAGAGGACAUGAGGAUGCCCGCAGAGAGCAGAAGCCUUGGGACGCCCCCACACCCGCCAGGCAGGGAUUCCAUCACAGAAUUCUGAGACUCGGGCCCCGCUGCCCACAGCAGGGUCACCAGUUCUCUUUCCUUCUCUCACUUGUUGGUAUUCUGUGUCCCUAACACCUUGGGUUGCCCAGUGCAGACCUGCCUCUCCUUGAUUUCCUGCCAAGCGGGGCAGAGCCUCUUCGUUCCACCUGUAUUUGGGGCAGUUGAUCCCAGCCCCAAAUUAGGGCUAAUGCUUUGUGCCCCCCCGAAGAAACAGGGAGAGAGGCAGGGGUGGCUUAGGCAGUUUAGCAGUCCUGUGAAAGCCACGGCCAGAGCUUUUCUGCGUGUCCCCCCGCCGCCUCCCCAUUUGCUGCUGGUCGACUUCAUGGCUCCAGGCCUCCCCCUUUGUCUUACCAGACUGCUAUUUGUGUCUGCUUAUUCCCCCUGUGAAGGGUUUGGUAAGAGUGCUGUUUCCCUGUCCCUUGACUUUAUAAGCUGUCUUCCUUACCUGAGUUCCAGCAGCUAAUGUGUUCCCUUUUUUGUGCCUCUCCUUUCUUAGACGGGACAGGAUCCCUUCUGGGGAUAGUCAAGACACUGAUGUAAAGAGUCACCUUAGGACUUGUACUUUUUAGUUACUCCAGGGUGAAGGGCAGACAUCCCUGGCCCAUUUCAGGCCCUAUCACGGAGUAAUUGAAUCCUUAGGGAUGGCUUGGGCUGACACAGCCCCUUCCCAGUGGACUAGGAGGUCAGACCCACCUCAACCCCUUGGGGUUUGGGUAGAAUUGGACCCAUUCUAGGAAUGCAGUGAACCAAAAGAGAAUUUGGCUCCCUGCAUUUGGUCCACUGUUUACUCUUCCACCAUGAGCUUGGCCAUCAGGCCUGGGAGGUCAGAUCUUGACCGAUAGGAUCCCUAUGUAGUUCAUCAUGGAGGCCCCCCAAUUAUCCUGUGACCCAGACACGCCCAGCCCACUCCCAGCCCCUUAUCCUCACACUGAAUGUCUCCUCAACAGCAGACUGUGGUGGAAAUUAUAGCCGUGUGCCUCCAUGUAUUCUCUGAGUUGUACUGUAGAAACGAGUGUUUAUGAGGAAUAAACAAAUCACCAGAACUGCCUAUACUUCAUCACUUUACUCUUGCUCUGCAUCCUCAUGAAUCAACCCAUUUGCUGUUUCUAAAAGUUAAUCACAGAUGGGGACUUAGUACCGACAUUGCACGCUUUACUACAUAGUACCUAAUUCUCAAGACCUCUGCAGGGUAGGGGCAUUUUUUUUUUUUUUUUUAAUCA